GAAAAAAUGCCGUAAAACCAAAUGAUUUGGUUAAAAAAUCCCCUGUUUUCCUUUGAAACCUUGGCAGGAAGUUUACACUUGUGCAUUUCUUGGGGUCAAAGUGGAGAAGGUGAUGCUUUGAAGCCUCCAGCAGAACCAGAAGACGCAGUUUAAUCAAAUCUGAAGACUUCAGUUCAUCUCUGAUCUGCAAACGUUGUCUCCUAAUGGACUAAAACAGGAAAACCAAAAAAUGUUUUUCAUAACCUUUGAAACAGAUCAUUUGUAAUGUAAAUAAUCUCUGAACGAGAAGUUGAGGUUCUCUAAAUCUGCUCUAAGGUGCAGAACCUGUGGCUGUGCUGAGGGGUUUCGGUGGGCUGAGACCUGCUUGUUUAUGAGAGCGCGCUGUCUCUGCGGCUGUCAGAGAUGUUCCAGUGUAGAUGUGGGUUACACUGUAGCUGCAGGCCUCGAAGCUCUCAGAGAAAAUGCGAACAGACGUCUCUUUUCAAACCCUUUGAUUGACAGAAACAGCAGUUUUUCCAGGUUUGAGCUGCUUCUGGAAGGACGUGUCGGUGACGUUUUCUUGCCGGUCAGUGUCGGGGCCAGCUCUCCUGAGCUCUGCGCCCACGCCCUCUAUGUGAGCAGGUCGGCGUGAUGAGUUCUGCUCAGGAAGUGAGAGCUGACAGGAACAUGUCCAUCUUUACGAGCAGCCAGCGCGAAACCACUGCGCUGAGGUUCAAGCUGGGAGUUUGAAGAUGUGGUUUAGCUUUGCCUCUGCCGUUUCCGUCCCUCCGUGUGAAGUCUUCUUCUCAUGACCUGGUUGAAUGAAGAACCAACAGGAUUUUAUCAGAGACCCAGUCCUGACAGCUUCUGCACCCUCAACCAGCUCUGGUUUCACAUCUGCUAACCCCUUCAUGUCAGCAGAGGAACCAGGGAAGGCCAUGAUGGAGGAGGCUCUUAGACCUCAAACUUUUUGUUCUCGGCGCUUCAGCUUCACAUUCUGCCAGCAUGGCUCGCUGUGACGCCUGCUUUCUUCUGCUUCUGCGCCUGUCUCUGUGCUUCAACUCUGAAGUAACUCUGGUGAAAACGGUGAGAGGAGAUCCAGACGUGACUCCCGUCUGCUCUGGAGCCACGCUGCAGAACAUCACGCUGAUGGUCUGCAAGAUCCGGACCAAGUGGAGGAGAGAAGGCUGCAGAGUUCACUAUCAACACCAGCAGAACUUCAGUUCUGAAUGCGGCUCACGGUUCCGGUUGGUAACAGAGAACCAGACGAUGUUUCUGCAGAUGACUAACCUGAGGGUGGAGGACGGCGGGAACCACACCUGUGAGUGCUCCCACCGCCACGGCAACGACGUGCUGCACCUGCAGGUCACCGUGGAGGAAGAUGCAAAGGAAGGGGGCGUGUCUGAUGUGAGCGUGCUCGGGGUCACCACAGCGGUCAGCUCCGCCUCCGGUCUCUUCAUGGUGGCUGCAGCGUUACUGGGACUUUUUCUAAGGAAAGUGGCUUUCAGAGCUCAGCGACAGUCGGAGCUCCAGAGACCGUCUAGCAAAGGUGAUGAAGACUCCACGUAUGCCAGCCUUCAGCAGCCAACGGGUGACCUCUACCAGACUGUGGAGAGAUGUGGCCCCGCCCCCAAGGUCCCACGAGUCAUGUGGGUCAAACAGGAGGAUGAAGACUCUGAGAUCUAUGAAAACCUGUGAGGAUGUUUCCUCCAGAAAUCAAUUUUUUUUGUUUCUCAGAUGGAAUUUAAAUGUGAAUUAUAACUAAUACAUAUUUUUCAGAAGAGUAAUGCAGGAUUUUCACCUGGGACUUAAUGUGUUCAUGUCUUCUCAUGGAGAAUAGGAACUGAUCAUGUGACACAAGGGGGAGGAUCCUUGUUAAAUGAUGAAGGAACGUUUGUUUUUCCACAUAACAGUCUUUGAAACUUGAAUAAAAUGUUGCUAAUC
Molecule: messenger RNA, 1923 nt
Organism: Oryzias melastigma (Indian medaka)
Lineage: Eukaryota; Metazoa; Chordata; Actinopteri; Beloniformes; Adrianichthyidae
Exons: 7
Coding region: 985-1677 (230 amino acids)
Source: RefSeq, a predicted model, not a curated record